AUGGCUGCCGUCAAGCGUUGGGCCAUUGUAUGCGUCGCACGGAGAUGGCGCGCAUUUGGUUGCGUGAGCUUAGGUCAGCCUGAGGGCGCGGGGAGUUAUGUUGUGAUGAGACGAAGUGCAAACGGGAAGAAGGUGCUGAGUGAGGACUAUCAGGUCUUGUUGAAGCGGGUCUUACCUUUGAAGACGAGCCGUGAUGCCUUUGUAGGACUUCCAGACUACAACCCCCCCAAGCUGAAACACCACAAGUGUGCGAGCUUAAAAGAUUGA
Messenger RNA from Sphaeroforma arctica JP610, 267 nucleotides. RefSeq lists its product as hypothetical. The record is from RefSeq and is a predicted model, not a curated record. Lineage: Eukaryota; Ichthyosporea; Ichthyophonida. The transcript is spliced from 2 exons. The coding region runs from base 1 to 267 and encodes 88 amino acids.